CAGAUCUUCACAAUAACUGCUGAAAUGCUGUCACAACACAGAUCCAGUCGAUCGGAAGGGUAUUUUCCAGGAAGUGCUGCGAGAGAUAAAACAUAAAACUGAAAACAAAGGCGAGACGCGCGUGUGUGAAAUGAAACGUGUGCGGUAAACAGAUAUUAAAUUCAGACAAAAUGUCUGGGAUGCAUUAACCACACUUAAAAGCUUGUUCUUCAUUCUCGUGCUUCCAGUUGAAUUUGUGAGAGCUUUGCAAUGGAAACGGACACAGAAAUGCUGAUCAAAGACAAUUGGAAAAAUCUAAUUGAAUCCGUUGACCGCAAGAUCACCCGGACAGCUAUCUCACUUGCACAGAAAGUGGAGAUUCUGGAAAAACUCGGGGAUCCCAUCGUCAAAAGGAAAGACAUUGCAAGCGAAUAUGGCCUGUCUGUCUCCACAAUUAGCAAAUUACUAAAGAACAAAGAUGAUAUUAUGCAUGAAUGGCAUCGUGGAGCCAACCAAGACCGGAAGAGGAAACGCUUAGGGAAGGUCCAGUCAGUGGAUGAAGCUUUACUGCGCUGGUUUAUCAUCGCAAAAGAGAAGGAAGCUGUCGUCACAGGACCCAUACUGAUGGCGAAGGCCAAGAGUCUCGCAGAAAGCCUGGGCGUGGAAUUCAACCCUUCUCAGGGCUGGCUACAGCGCUGGAAAGAGAGGAACAAUAUUGUCAUUAAGCGAGUCCAUGUGGAAAAAAGCCAGACAGAUGGUAAUAACUCUGACUGGCCACCUACCUUACUGCCUGCAAUCCUGAGCAGAUUCACCCCUGAGGAACGGCACACCUGGCUCCAGCACGCGGUGGAGGCAAGAAACUGCAAGGAGGAGAGCGAUGAAGACUCAACCUCCACAGCUCCCAUCCUGCCUUCUGUUCUGAGUGGACUGUCGCCUGAAGAAAAGCAAGCAUGGCUCCAAAACGUGAAGGAAAGCAGUGGGGAAGUAGAGGAGACGGGCCAAGCUGAAGAAAACUGUGUGGGCGGAAGAUCUCCAGAUCAACAGACCAAUGUGCCAGCUGCUCUGGGCUUGCUGUCUCCUGAACUUCAGCAGAGCUGGCUCGCGAGGAAGAACCCGAAGGGAUCUCGCAAGGAGCAGUGCGACCUGGACGUCUUCUCAACAGAGCAGUGCGCUCGUGCCAUCAUGCCUUUUAUUCUGAGUGGACUGUCUCCCGAAGAACAGGAGAGCUGGCACCGACACUUGAGGGAGAAACUCAGGACACAGGACAGACGUUCGGCAUCACAAUCACCAGAGAAGCCAUUAACCAGCAGAUCAGAAGAGCAGCAAGCUGUCUUACAAAGAAACAGCAACCCCCUGCAGGACGCUGAAGGUUCAGAGAGCAAGGCAGGACUCUGCAGGUAUUCCACUGAGCAGCAGCAGGCUUGGGUACAGCAGUUAAAAGAAAGGAACUCCCCUGCUGGGAAGAGUGAUGAAACUGGGCAAGAUCUGGAUGGAUCUCCAGGUACUGUUCCCCAGGACAGUGAUGAAGAAGAGCUGGAGCCGCCUGCCAGCGAAGCAGAGGUCUCUUACUGCCUGCGCCGGAUACACAGCUUCAUAAAGCAGCGCCAGGCUGACCACCUUGGACACUUCCAUACAUUCGAGAGCUACCUUCAAACCUUAAUGAAAACAGACUGCAAAACUAAAGGAAACUGUUGAUUGGGUUAAUGUUGGUCUGCACACCCAGGUGUGGGGCCAGCUCCUAUACUGUAAUGUGGUACAGAUACAACAACUGAUGCAAUUAGUUCUUCCAAAAUCCAUGCUAUAUGAAACUUUAUAUAGCAAGAAGCCAAGGCUAGGGAAGUAAAUCCAGUUGUUCUACCACUGUUACUGUUACACUGCUGUACGUUCAUAGAUACGGUGCUAUAAAAAGAAAGUAUUAGAAUCCUGAAGCAAUGUGACCGGAUUUGGGUUGAGAAAUGCAAUACCUACUAAAAUACCACAUGCUGGUAGAACUGUAAAAAACAAUAUUUUCUUAACUUAAAGUUGCUAAACAAAUGUUUUUUUUUUAUGUAUUCUUUUUAUUUUAAGGUGUGUGAAAAUCCUAGUUGUGUGUUUCUAUAGAGUAGAGCAGUGUGCUUAUUAAUUCUAUUAACAAAUAGAAUCCUAAUCGCUGCUUAAAUAUAAUACAGCAAGUACCGGUAGAAUAUCAUCCAUAACUAUUAAUCAAUAAUGCAUAAUUUAGAAAUACAAAAAGAAGCUUCAAUUCAAUGACAAACAUCUCCAUGUCUUUUUCAAUCUGUUCUUUGAGUCUAAACAUUUGUCAUUGAAUUUAAGCUUCUUUUUGUAUUCUAGUUUUAUAAUUAGGGUUUCUGGUUUUUAUUAAUUGUAUUUUUCAGUGCUUAUUUUUAGCUAUUUUCGAGUUUACUGUAAAUUGUUUUUUUUCAGGGCUUUCGUUUUUUGAUAUACUAUUAUUAUUAUUUGUUUAUUUAGCAGACGCCUUUAUCCAAGGCGACUUACAGAGUCUAGGGUGUGUGAACUAUGCAUCAGCUGCAGAGUCACUUACAAUUACGUCUAACCCGAAAGACGGAGCACAAGGAUAAAGCAGACUGUUUGGAUCUAUGCAGGAGCUGUUCACCAUGGCUGAAUAAUCGUGGUCAACUAGUCUUAACAGGUGUUGUGUGGAUUUUCUUUCCAGUAGACACCUGAGGCAGGGGUGGUGGAGAUGGACUUACUGGUAGAUGAAAGGAAAAAAAAGAAACUGCAUGAUGUAGUUUACUAUAUAAGUUGUGUAAGUUAUUCUGUCUCUUGUAUAAGAGAUAUCAUUGCGUUGUGUGCUUAGCCUGAACUGUUGUGCUUUGCUUUGUGAUCCUCGUGUGAGAUGACAUGUCUUGUACAUUAAGAAACUCUCUUCACACAGGUUAUGAACUUAUUAUAAAUCAGACAAAUACAAAAGCUAGCCAGCAAAUAUUUGUUUUGUUCUUGCACUUGUCUGUUUGGCACUUCUUUGUAUCUGCACAGGUUGCAUUUGCUUUUAUUGCAAUUGUAUUUUAUUUGCUAACUUGUAACUAUAUUUACACUUUAAAACUUUAAAUUAACUACACUUUGUAAUGCUUUUUAAUUUAUAAAAUAAAAUAAAUUCAUAAUUUAUUGUAAAGUAUUGCAAUUACAAUUGUAACACUCAACCUGGAUAGGGCAUCUGCUAAGCAAACAAAUAAUAAUCUAAAAUCAGUUAUAACCGUAUUCAAUCCACAUUAACGGUAUUUAGAAACUAUAUUAGUUUUAUAUAAUAGUUAGAAUAGCUCCUUUUUGACAUUUACUCACUCUUAUAAUAAUAAUAAACAAUAACAACAAUAAACGCAUUCUUACCUGUCACUCCGAGCUACGUGAGAAAGUUGUGAUGUUUAUAGAAGAAUGAUGUUUAAUAAUAUAAAAUCAAUUAUCAAUACAUAUUAACUGUAUAUAGAAAAUGUUUUAUACGAAGUUUGUUCAAAGAAGGUUAAACUGCAGUGUACAGAAGUUAAUGAUGUUUAUAUCUUUAUAUAUUUUUUUAUUCUGUAUAUAAAUAUAGUAGGUAGCUCCUUUUUACGAUUACUUGCUCGUACAACAAAAACAACAAUAAUACACAACAAUAGCCGCAUUUUUACCUAUUUCACUCCGGGAGCACGUUGUGUUGUUGAUAUCUCACUCACUGUACUCACUCUGGAGAGCUCGAGGCGGGAGCUCUAAGUUUAGGCACAGACCUGCACAACAGCGCCAAAACCAUGUUGCGGCGGCAGCAGUAUUACAUCCGUAGUGGUUUAGCACUACCGUAGAGAAUGAAUGGGAAAUGGUUUAGGGUAGUUUAGCUAAACAAUUCUGCAGCCAGCAGGAGUGGCCAGGAGUAAGUGCAGUGUUCCUGUGAGUACAGCACGCGUAGCUUUUAUGCGUUCCUCGUUAGUAUAGUGGUCAGUAUCCCCGCCUGUCACGCGGGAGACCGGGGUUCAAUUCCCCGACGGGGAGAUUUUUUUUUAUUUAUUUAUUUUUUUAUAUAUUUUUUAAAACUCUCCUUAAAUAUUUUACGCACAAACUGUAGUUGCCAAUUAUUUACCAGAUAUGGUGUAUAUUUUCUUUUUAUUUAUAACUAUAUACGUAAUCCUUACCCGCUGUACCAUAUUUACAGUAUUAUUCGUUGUGCUUGACUAUAUAUUAAUUUACCUGUGCUUUUGUUUAUUUCAGAAUGUCAUUUUUAUAGACGAUUUGUGCAAG
Acipenser ruthenus (sterlet) is the source of this 4203-nucleotide messenger RNA. RefSeq lists its product as uncharacterized. NCBI's taxonomy places the organism in Eukaryota, Metazoa, Chordata, Actinopteri, Acipenseriformes, Acipenseridae. The transcript has 3 exons. Gene Ontology annotation, molecular function: DNA binding. The record is from RefSeq and is a predicted model, not a curated record. Gene Ontology annotation, cellular component: nucleus. Bases 250 to 1674 code for a protein of 474 amino acids.